AAGCGGGCUGGGAGGCCAGCGUGAUGCGCGUGCCGGUGUAACGGGUCCGAGGCCUGGCGCUCCCACCGGCGCGAGCCCCGCCCCUCUCCUCUCCGGAGGCCUCGCGGUGGUCACCGCUUCUGUGCACCGCGAGCGGUGCCUCCCCGCGCGACCACUGCGCAGGCGCCAUCCAUAAAGCCUGUCUGGGCAAGGGGCUCCCGUUGGUCAGAGCGGCGGCAGCGGCGAGGAUCCCUGGGCCGGCUGACUGACGAGCGGUUGGGCCUUGUUCCUGGGCACCUGCUGCACGGAGCGCCCGAGGAUGUCUCCGGUGAGGAAGACAAGGAUAAGCGGACAACAGAACAGUGUGGUCCUGCAGAAGCUGAAGCCUGAUGCUCCUUACACCAUCACCCUGUCCUCCCUGUGUCCUGAUGCGGAUGGAGGUCUGAUGAUGGGAAGAUGCAAGACCAAACCUUUGAGUACCGUGAGGAACUACAGAGUGCAUGACCCUGCCACCAGCACUUUGAACGUUCGCUGGGACCACGUGGAGGGAAAUCCUGAUCACUACAAGCUCUUCUGUGCACCAACAGCAGGUGCCAAUCCCUGGGAACACGAAUUAUGCUGUUCUUAGGAAUCUGCAGCCGGAUGCCCCAUACACUGUUACAGUGGUUCCCGUUUAUCCUGGGGGCGAUGGAGGGCAUACACCAGACAAUGGAAGGACAUGGAAUGAUGAGAGGACUGGCCAGAAAUGUCCAAAUGUACAAUCCGAUGCCGAACAGCCGGGAUGUUGGCUGGACCCUGCCCCUGGCCAGUGCAGCAGCACCACGUGUGUGUGCUUCCCUGGCUGGCAUGAGGGCCCCAGAACCUGACCAUGCAGUGGACCGAGGAAUGUGAGUCUUUGGGGAGACAACCAUCAGCCUGUCCGUGCCCUGGGAUCACACUGAUGGGCCAGCUCAGCAGCACAGGAUCAAAAAUUCUCCUACCUUUGGUGACCCAGUCGAUAAAUAUGUCCUCCGCACUCUGGUUCUCCUUUCCCAUCCUGGGUCUGAUGUUUAUGAACUUCUGUGGAAGCUUAUUCUCAUUGCUGCUGCCUGGGGAGUUUCUAGUUUUCUCUUAUUUGUCUGGAGGACCGUCCUCGCUGUAGAGCCUCCAGUGACUCAAGGUAAGGUACUAGGGUUUAGUUUCCUUUGUAAUAUUUUCUCAAUACUGGGAUCCGAUGUGGGUUUUCAUUCAACUAAGAGUAAACACAAUGACUUCCGAUGUCAGACUUCUUAACUCUUGAAAAUUUUACUCCUGGGAUGGUGUCUAAAUGACACUGUAGAGGAAGUUGGCAUCUAUUGAGGUAAGAGACCAGGAGGGUCUGAGGAGUAGGGAGACUAGGAUGAGUUUAAUUUUGCAUAAAGCCUUUUGGAAGCAGGUGAAGAAAAGAGUCUAAUGUUCAGAGUGACUACCUGACGUGACCUGGCUCUUGGUGAAAAGGAAAGAUGCUGAAACACCACUGGAGCCUGUCAGGACUCUCUAGGCUGAGGUGUGGCCAGGUGUGUGUGUCACAGCCGAGGGGAAACCGUGGGCUGUGACUCAGAAGUGAAGGGGGCCAUUCAUGGCAGUGGGGACUUAACGGAAGUGAUUCAGCCUGAGGAUGCUGCUUUCUGUGCAGGCUUCAUAGGCUCUGCUGAUCGAGUAGGGCUGUGUGUGGUGGGCAGGGUGGCUGCCCUGUGCUCAGUAGGCCCUCGAGGGCUGCUGUUGGUGACAGUGGAUGCAGAAGGGCUGGUGCUGAGCGGAGGGAUCUCGGCAUCAGAGCGUCCCCGCUGGGCAAAGAGAAGAUGCGUGUGCGCUGUGCGGUCAGAUGAGGGACUUAGAUGCCCGAGAGAGGAGCCUGGAGCUGAGGGCUGCGUUGUAGAGCAUCACACGUGGAGUCACCUGUGGCUGGCUGCUUUAUGUGUGCUGUUUUCCUGAAGCAGUGAUGGGAAUAUUCUCAUCCUGGGGGUGGAAAAGCUUGUCAUUUAGGGAUUGUGUGUUAUCCAGGUUCUCCAGUGACUAGGUGGGGAAGCCCACAUGGUACCAAAGUGCUUAAUUCCAGUGACCUUGUCCUCCAGGGCCCCCAGCAUGGUUUUCAUGAAGGACGAUCUGCCAGGCAGCAGGACAACACUGGGGGCCUGUGCAGGCCCAGUCAGGCGACGUGUUGAACUUGCCUUCUGUGGUGCUGUGGAUAGGGCCUGGCUGUGGGGUGAACCUGCAUGGGAUGAGGGUUUUUUUUUUUUUUUUUUUUUUUUUAAGCAGGGGCAUGUUUACUUACCUUAAUAAUUGGAGGAGAGAAUGUUAAGGGGACAGGAUGCACAGGAUGCUUGGUUUUUCUUUUUCAUCUCUGGUGAUGUCAGAAGUAUUUGAAUGAAUUUUCUAAGAAUGGUGCUUAUAGCUGGGAGAGAAUUUAGGAGAAGACUUUUUAUUGUGUUUCUGCAUCUUUGAAAAAAAUUGA
Molecule: messenger RNA, 2452 nt
Organism: Camelus dromedarius (Arabian camel)
Lineage: Eukaryota; Metazoa; Chordata; Mammalia; Artiodactyla; Camelidae
Product: collagen alpha-1(XII) chain-like
Exons: 8
Coding region: 299-607 (102 amino acids)
Molecular function (GO): protein binding
Source: RefSeq, a predicted model, not a curated record